CCUUUUUUUAAAAGAAACUUUUAAAUCUCUACAAACAAGAACCCCUUUUCGAACCCCUGUGCCCGUUUUCUCUUCAAACGUAUGGGAUUUUCUUCUACUUAGGCAACGCGAUUGUCCAAAGGUGAGCUCCCAGCACGUGUCAGAGCUGGCAGCAGUCCCGCAGCUGGUGUUAAAGAAUGCUUUUAUUAAGAACAAUUGUGGGAUUAAGUGGGACGUGGGCUGGAACCAAACCCGGGAGGCGUGUGUGUGUGUGUGCGCGCCUCCAGGACCAGGACUGGGAAACCACAGUGGGCUCAUAAGGGCUCGGACCCGUGCCUCCCCGGGCACACAGCCCACCCUGCGCUGGGGUGGCCUCCUUCCCUGACCCAGUCACCUGGGGGGAGAAACCUUCACCUUUUUUGGGGGACAAUUUCCUUAAAGGGCUCUGGACCAGGUCUGGGAACCAGCGGUUAAAUGGGUCACUCACUCCAUCACAAGGUAGCAGGACAGGUUCUGCUAGUCCAGAUAAUAAAGACUCUGCAGCACAAGGCACUGUGCUGAAACGCUCAAUCGUCAAUUGGUCCCUAUUGUCUUUCCCUCAGAUAUAUUUUGAUUGUAUUUAAAAAAUGGUUUGGAUGUCUGUGCUCCUCUCGAUUGCGAGGGGUCUGUACGGUUGCAGAAACGGGGAAACAGCGGGAUGGUUUGCGCUUGUUGUCAGGGGGCGUGCCUUACAAGCUCUGGACGGUCAGCCUAUCACAGCACGAGUGACCUGCCAAAAACACACUGCGGGGCGGGGCCGCGAGUUCAGCUGCGCCACCCGGUUGGUCGGUUCUGCGGCGGGGGGAGGGGCUCCGGGUGAGGUGCUGGCAGGGAGCAGAGUUCGACAGAGCCGCUGUCACACCGGGACAGUUUCCUGCCGGCUCCAGCACGCCUGCUGCCGGAGCGCGGAGACCGAGGAGGCAGGUGGGCGGGCAAAACGCCCGACAGGGAGGGGGAUGCCCUCUGCUGUGCGGCCCCAGGCCCCCCCGGACGGAGGCUGGGGGUGGGUGGUGGUGGGCGCUCUGUUCGUGGUGUCGGCGCUGGUGUUCGGGGUGAUCCGCUCCUUCGGCGUCUUCUUCGUGGAGUUCGUGGAUUACUUCGACGAGAGGGCCGGCACCGUGUCCUGGAUCACCUCCAUCGGAGUCUCCGUGCAGCAGCUCGCAAGUCCAGUGGCCACUGCUCUGUGCAACGCCUAUGGGCCGCGGCUGGUGGUGAUGGUGGGCGGCCUCCUGUCAGGACUGGGCAUGAUCCUGGCCUCGCUGUCCACCACGCUCGUCCACCUCUAUUUGUCCGUGGGGAUUGUCUCAGGCAUGGGCUGGGCCAUGGUUUUCACCCCCACGGUGGCCUCCGUGAUGCAGUACUUUGAGCGGCGGCGCUCCCUGGCGAUGGCCCUGGGCUUCACGGGCGUAGGCCUCUCCUCCUUCGCCUUCUCCCCCCUCUUCCAGCUGCUGGUGGAGCGCUACACCUGGAGGGGGGGCCUGCUCAUUCUGGGAGGGCUCUGCCUCAACAUGGUGGCCUGCGGGGCCCUGAUCCGGCCCCUGAGGCUCCGGGAGGAGGGCGGCGAGGGCGGCCCCGAGAGGAGGGCGUCUCUGCCGGGGGGCUGCCUGUCCCAGGCCCGCGCUUACCUGGAGCUCUCCCUGCUCCGCCACCGGCCCUUCCUCUGCUACUCCCUGGCCGUCACACUCUUCAACGCCGGCUACUUCGUGCCCUACGUCCACCUGGUGGCCCACAGCCGGCAGGUGGGCUUCAGCGAGUACCAGGCGGCCUUCGUCGUCUCCGCCACGGGCGUGACCGACCUGGUGGGCAGGGUGGUCUCCGGAUGGGUCUCGGACCUGGGGCGCCUGCGGCUGCCGCACAUCCUGGCGCUGUGGACGGGGCUGACGGGGCUCUCCAUGGCGGCCAUCCCCCUGGGCACCACCUACCCGGCCCUGCUGACCAUCAGCCUGCUGUACGGCUUCUGCGCCGGCGCCAUGACGCCCGUGGUCUUCUCUGUGGUGCCCGAGAUUGUGGGCAUGGAGCGCCUCUUCGGGGCGCUGGGGCUGCUGCAAAUGAUCGAGAGUGUCGGGGGUCUCCUGGGGCCCCCACUGUCAGGCUUCCUGAAGGACGUCACCGGCAGCUACGUCAUAUCUUUCCUGGUGGCCGGGGGGUUCCUCCUGGCGGGGACGCUGAUCAUGGGCACGCUGCCCCAGUUCUUCUCCUGCGCCAACCCGCCGAGCCAAGGUCCAGAGCCCGGGUCUCAGGCCAACGGGACCGCCCACGGGAAGACGGAACCGGCCGUCACAAAACCCAAGAGCCUCGUGAACGCCUCGGAACCGGAGCGACCUGUGGACUUCCUGAAUCACCAGGGCCAGGACGGGCUGGCCGAAGCCCAGGGGACGACCAGGGCCAUCCUCGGUGGAGAGGUGAACUGCUGAUGAUGGCAGCCAAUCAGAGGCAGGACCUACUCAGGGCCAGUAGCCAAUCCCAGCCCUCCUUUCCCUCAAAGAGCCAAUGGGAACAGCUCGUCAACUACUCAGGGUCCUUUAAUGGGGCUAUAAAGAGGUUUUAUGUGAGGGGAAAGCAGGUUUGAUAUUUGUAGACAGGGUUGUGGGGUGUGGUAGGGGGAGUAGAUUUUUACAGCACUUUAGGAACAAACAGGAAAGAAGGACUGCUGGACAAAAAGGACAACCUCAUGCGAGAGCAGUGCAAACCAAGGUUCGGUAUUUCAUUAUUUGGUGAUCGGCAUGGGGGGAAAAAAGGAUUAGUUUAGGAACGUUAAUCCCAGGGGGCGACUAAUGCAGCACUGAAUAAUUGCACUAUGAAGUCUUUUUCUGCGUCUGCGGCUGAGCGUCUUGUGAAUCAAAGUGGAAGAGUCCCCCUGUUCGCACGACUGUCUCUAGAGCGCACAGCGUGCCGCAUGCCUGCACCCCUGGUCCGGCCAUUCUCCGCACCACCUCACAGCUGUUGAAACGAGGGACAUCUGUGUUCUCUCUCUCUCUCUGCGUACUGUGUGCAUCAUUGCAAUUCCACCAACAACGUGAUCGUCUUCCGUGUGUGGGAGGUGCUAAUUUUCACACUGGAGGCUUGUCUCAGGGCUCCUGUGUUUGAGAUAAAUAAGCCCCCAUGCCCGAUGUUUUUCCCAGCUAUCUGCUUCCUCUUGGGAAGGGUGUUUUUGUGCUUUCUCUGGAAGGGGUGGUGUCUUUCCUCCUGUUGAGUGUUUACAGGCGAACAUUCAGCCUUAAGAGAAGCAGACUGUCUCUCGUCAAGUGAGGAGGGAAUGCUCGACGAUAUGUUAAUGUCUUAAAACUGACUGCUCUUCAACUUCCUGGGAAAAAAACGCCCGUUUCCAUUUUGUCUUAUUUCCUGCUGUGGCAGAGCCUUUAUAAAGAUCCCAUUUACCACAAAACAUAUUCUGCAAUAUGGUGCACUUACCUAGCAGACCUCAGAAAGAUGUGACUGGUCUGUCUGGUAUUUUGUUUUGGUUUAACGUGAGCAAACACGUUUGCAUCUCCAUGCCUGUUUACUGCUGGCUGGAUGGUGGUGAUGUGAUGUCAUCAGUUUGUACCCUGCUUGUAGGUGAAGUGAUGUCCUUAGUUCAAACUCAUAUUCUAGUGGGGGGGGGGGAAGGAGUGGCUUCUACCUGCUAUUGAGGGUCUAAAAAAAUCAGCUAAACCCUGGAGUACUCAGCAGUUCUCACAGUAUUGAUGAUGGUGUGAAAGAGUUAUGGAGGUGCAAGUCCUGUUCUAAAGCUUCAGAACUGACAGUACUGUGACUGGAAUACUACAGCAGGGACAGGGUCAUACUUCCUGCAGCAGGACGUUCGGACUCAGCUGGUGCUCUCCAACACCGGCAGAACGGCAUUGCGGCCCACCAACACUACAUCCAUUCUCUUGACGAUGCACUGGGCCACGGGGCUGGUGUAGUAGUGUUUAAAAAAAAGCCAACAAACACCCUCUUAAUUGUCCCUGUCUGAAUCCCAGAGCAAGAAUUCACAGAACCAGAUGCGUGCCGGAGAGAUCAGCCAGCCCCGCGGCUGUAGGGUCCGCCACAAGAGAACUCCGGCAGCCGCUGUGGCCCGGAAAGGAUGCCACUACCUGUGGCCACAGCCCCUUACUGCAAGUGAGGUUCCACGGUGUAGCGGUGAUCAUGUCUGCUUUACACACAGAUGGACCUGGGUUCAAGCCCCAGUGCAACCUCCAUUCUUUCUUUGCCAGUGCGUUUAAUACCAGGAACAGGAAGCACUUACAUAAAGAGUGGUGGGAGUGUAGAACAAGCUACGCAGCCGUGUUAUUGAAGUCAAUUCGCUGCCUUUCAAGAAGGGUCUGUGCGAGAUCAUGGGAUCAAUUAGCUAGUAAUUUGUUCAGAUGAGCCAACCAGCUUCCUCUUGUUUGUCACCUUUCUUCUGCUCUUAUGGGUGUUCUUACUCCAUGGCCAUUAGGGUCUCGCAGAAACAAACAUCCAGAAAAGUGAUUUCUUACCUUUUGUAAACGUAUUUUUUACUGUGUCUGUAGAAAAUAAACCUGACAGUUGUUAA
Messenger RNA from Lepisosteus oculatus (spotted gar), 4531 nucleotides. It is a transcript of the gene slc16a13, whose product is annotated as solute carrier family 16 member 13. Gene Ontology annotation, molecular function: monocarboxylic acid transmembrane transporter activity. The record is from RefSeq and is a predicted model, not a curated record. Gene Ontology annotation, cellular component: plasma membrane. NCBI's taxonomy places the organism in Eukaryota, Metazoa, Chordata, Actinopteri, Semionotiformes, Lepisosteidae. Gene Ontology annotation, biological process: transmembrane transport; monocarboxylic acid transport.